GUUUUAUGUAAUCCUUCUAGUAUGAACACAGUGCAAAAGCUUACUAAUCCACAUGAUGACCUUCAGAGCUUGACUAUUUCUUAUCAUUUCGUUGUAAAUGUGUAUUAAGAUAAACAAAUUAAAAUGGAAUACAGAGUACUGAAUCUUUGUACUAUAGAACCUACAGAAUAGUUCAGAGUGUCACAAGUAUGUUUUUAAACUCUUCAUAUUUGUAUUUCUGUGGUAUAUUUAUGACAACCUUAUCCUAACCUAAUAAAAGUCAAAGUGGAAUAUGCAUCUAGUUAAGUAGUUUAGUUACUGUAGGUUUAAGGAAAUAUGAAUUGGUUUAUGUAGAAAUGGAAAUUAAAAGUGAAGAUGCAGUUUUAUUGUUCCAAAAACGAAGUACAAAAAUUUUUUCGUCGUUUAGUAAAUCAAAGUUCAUAGAAAUAGAACAAGAGUUUCAGCAAUUGAAUGAUACUUUAGUUCAAGUAAAAGCAGAAAUUGAGGAUCCGAAAGAUCCUGAUGGUCUCGGAUUUAACAUAAAUAUUAAAACUGAAAACGUAGAACCUAUUUCUAACAAUUAUAAUGUGUGUAAGAGGCAGGCACAGCUAUUUCGACAUCAACACUAUGUACAGAAUAUUUGUCCAGUAUGUAGAAAAAGAUUUUCAUCAUUUGGAAAAAGAAAGAAGCACUUUAUGACUCACUUUUAUUUGCCUUCAAGCUUUAAGACAAAAAAGAACUGCUUUGGACGCUGCCUUUUUAUUUGCAUUUUUUGUGGAGAGAUUUGCAUAUUGAAACAUGAAAUAGCUAUACACUGUUUCAGUCAUAAAACAAAGAAAUUAACAAAACUGACACAGAACAGUCUUUACUGUAGUAACAAAAUAAUUCCACUAUUGAGGAAAAUAAAAAAUGAAGUUGACAUUGAGUAUAACAAUUUUACUAUAAAACAAGAACCUCAGAAAAGUGUACCAAUACGAGUACCAAAAUGUGAAGUAUGCCUGAGACAAUUCAAAUCGGAAGCAAGUUUGAAUAGACACUUAACUUAUCAUAAAAAAAAUCAUACAUGUAGAAUAUGUUUGAAAAUAUGUAAGAGUGCGUAUGGUCUAAAACGUCAUCAGAUUAGCCAUUCUUCCCUAAAAUUAUUUAAAUGUGAUUUUUGCUCAAAAUAUUUCAAAUCUAAGAAUAGUUUGAAUGUUCACAAGUCUUUAAAUUGUUCGAAAAAAUAUUGCUUGAAAAGAUAUUUUUCCAAAACGGCAUUACAUAGUCAUUCUUGUAAUCCAAAGUCAAUUGAUUGCACUGAUUGUGGGAAGCUUGUUUCUCCUAAAUCUAAUCUAAAUGUACAUUUAGAUACUCAUACUGAAAUGAGACCUUAUAAAUGUAAACUAUGCCCUAAAAUGUUCAAAUAUCCUCAAGAUUUGAAGCGUCAUCUUCUAUAUCAUUCAGGAGAAAAACCUUUUGAGUGUAAUAUUUGCCAGAAGCGAUUCAGGCUGAAACAGCAUUUAACUCGUCAUAUGUACUGUCAUAAUGAUGAGAAACCAUUCAAAUGCGAAAUAUGCUUUAAAACAUUUACACAAAAAUAUGGUUUGGUGUAUCAUUUUCGUCGACAUACAAGCGAUACUCCGUUUAAAUGUAAUAUUUGUUCCAAUGCAUAUACCGAGAAGAAAAUGUUGGAUUAUCACGUUCUGAGUCAUACAGGCGAUAAACCUUUUGUAUGUGCCGUUUGUUCGAAACGUUUUAAACAGAAGCAAGAUUUAAAACGACAUUCACACAUCCACACAGGAAACAAAUCUUUCAUCUGCGCCAUUUGUGGAAAAUGUUUUGCACGUAAAGAAUACUUGAAUGACCAUUUGCGUACUCAUACUGGAGAAAAACCAUAUCAGUGUAAUAUAUGCCUAAAACGGUUUUCUUUUAGAAGAAGUUUGAGUUUACAUAUGCCCAGACAUAUAAAAGAAAAAUCUGGGUGACUACGAACUGGAAAAAAACAAACGCCAGAAAGUAUUAUUUUCAUUAAGAAUAUUGGAAUUUUGUUUAGCUUUUGUUUUGUUAUUUUAAGAACCAAUAAUAAAAUGGGCAAUGGAAAA
Molecule: messenger RNA, 2060 nt
Organism: Diorhabda carinulata
Lineage: Eukaryota; Metazoa; Arthropoda; Insecta; Coleoptera; Chrysomelidae
Product: gastrula zinc finger protein XlCGF46.1-like
Exons: 4
Coding region: 336-1943 (535 amino acids)
Source: RefSeq, a predicted model, not a curated record